This is a messenger RNA of Hipposideros armiger (great roundleaf bat), 3149 nucleotides long. RefSeq names its product DLG associated protein 5 (gene DLGAP5). The record is from RefSeq and is a predicted model, not a curated record. Gene Ontology annotation, molecular function: microtubule binding. Gene Ontology annotation, biological process: chromosome segregation; centrosome localization; mitotic spindle organization. NCBI's taxonomy places the organism in Eukaryota, Metazoa, Chordata, Mammalia, Chiroptera, Hipposideridae. Gene Ontology annotation, cellular component: spindle pole centrosome; cytoplasm; nucleus. The transcript is spliced from 19 exons. Bases 210 to 2753 code for a protein of 847 amino acids.
CCAAUCAUCGGCCACGUCAAAGGGAAGAGGCGGGCACAUCACCGGAAGUGUUUGUUAAAAAUCCCUCCAAUCAGAGGCUCGGUGUGGGAAGUUUGAAUUUUGCGUGGGCUCGGCUUAUAGGCGGUCCUGCUUCGGCGACAGCGGUCGCCUUCCAGACGGACCGAAUAGUUUUAGUUUGGUUGAGAUUUCACGCUAGAAGCUGCCUCAGGAUGUUUUCAUCACAUUUUGCCAGUCGACACAGAAAGGAUUUAAGUACUGACAUGAUUAGAACUAAAAUUGCUCAUAGGAAAUCACUGUCUCGGAAGGAAAACAGACAUAAGGAAUAUGAACAAAAUAGACACUUUGGUUUGAAGGAUGUCAACAUUCCAACCUUAGGAGGUACACUUCUUUUUGACUUACACGAGACAUCUCAAGAGCUUGUUCCAGAAAAGGCCAGUGUCAAGCCAAGAUCAGUGAAAACUCUGCUAGGUGAUCAACGGAAACAAAUGCUCCAGAAAUACAAAGAAGAAAAGCAACUUCAAAGGUUGAAAGAGCAAAGAGAGAAAGCUAAACGAGGAGUAUUUAAAGUGGGUCUUUAUAGACCUGAUAUGCCUUCUUUUCUUUUUUCAAACCAGAAUACUACAAAAGCUGAGCCAAAACAGGCUGUUCCAUCUUUUGUACGGAUGACAAGAUCAAAGGCCAAAGAGCAAAUGGAGCUAACUAAGAUUAAUAAUAGGAAUGAAGUUGGAGCAGCUCGACCUGGUCAAAGACAAACUUCUGAAAAGAAAGUGUUGGACAAAGAGAAUAAAGCUGUGCACCCUGAAAUACCCACAUCAGUGAGAAUGACUCGAUCAGCUACUCAAACAGCAAAGCAGAUUGCCAGAACAGCCUCAUCUACAAGAAAGCCAAUGACAAGAGCUACUGAUGAUAAUGAAGCAGAAAGAAAGGCAACAAAUCAAGGGAGACCUGCCAAAAAGAUAGAAACUAAACUUGACAAGGUCAUUUCUUUUCAAGUUGAUAGUGAAGAAAAUAAUUUGCAUUCACAAACCAGUGCAACAAAUGGAGUGGAUCCAGAAGGAGUCUUAUCAAAAAUGGAAAACUUGUCUGAGACAAAAACUGCAAAACUGAAAGGAAAGAAUUCCUUUGCACCUAAAGAUUUUAUGUUUCAGCCAUUAGAUGGUCUGAAGACCUAUCAAGUUACACCUAUGACUCCCGGAAGUGCCAAUGCUUUCUUGACACCCAGUUAUACCUGGACCCCUUUAAAAGAAGAAAUUGAUAAGACUCAAGAAGCAAGAAAAGAAAUUUUGGCACAAAAAUGUAAAACUUACUCUGCCAAGACAGUGCAUCAAGAUUCAAAUAAAUUACGACAUCCUUUGGAUUCUGUAUCAGUUUGGAAUAAAGAAAAUGUCUUAAGUAAAGAUCAAACUACUACUAAAAAUUCAAAUGACAUUCCAGUAAAAGAAGUCCCAUCACUUGAAAUAAAUGAAGAUCAAAUAUCUCAGCCACAGCAUGAUGUGCCAUUUUUCAGAAAUAUUCUCCAGUCAGAAACUGAGAAAUUAACUUCACACUGCCUUGAGUGGGACAGGAAGCUUGAACUGGACAUUCCAGAUGAUGCUAAAGAUCUUAUUCGCACAGCAGUUGGUCAAACAAGACUCCUCAUAAAAGAGAGGUUCAAACAGUUUGAAGGACUAGUGGAUGAUUGUGAAUAUAAACGAGGUAAAAAGGAGACUACCUGUACAGAUCUGGAUGGAUUUUGGGAUAUGGUUAGUUUUCAGAUAGAAGAUGUAAACCAAAAAUUCAACAAUCUGACCAAACAUGAGGAAUCUGGAUGGCAAAACAGUGAUAAUACAAGCAAAAAGGUCUUUCGGAAAAAAGUUGUCUCUGGUAUAGCAAGUAAACCAAAACAGGAUGAUGGUGGAAGAAUUGCAGCUAGAAAUCGCCUAGCUGCCAUAAAAAAUGCAAUGAGAGAGAGAAUUAAGCAGGGAGAACAUGCUGAGGCAGCAGCCUCUGUAAUGCCAAAGGAAGUGGAUAAAAUUGUUUUUGAUGCUGGAUUUUUCAGGGUUGAAAGUCCCGUUAAAUCAUUCUCAGGACUUUCUAUCUCUUCUGAACGUCUUUCCCAAAAAUUUAAAACACCUAAGUCUGUCAGCAAAGCUGUGUCUGAGAACAGGGCUGAGAUGGGCCUUGUAAAACAAACUACGUCACCAGAGAAUCCUGAUCCUCAGAGUACCAGAAAUGAACACGCUGAGAAGACUUUGCUUUCAGAUAUUCCUGAAAACAGGAACAGCAUAGAAGAUGCUCAGUGUCCUGGAUUACAAGGUUUAAUUGAAGUAAACCAUGAUGAAAAUAAAAUAAACUUUGAGAUGUAUUGUUUACCCAGUGAAAGAAUGAGUUUGCCUCUACUUGCUGGUGAAGUGGCAUAUGAUAUUAAUAUCAACAAAAAGGAAGAAAUUUCAGAUGUUGUGGAAGGAAUGGAAUUAAAUUCUUCGAUUACAGCACAGGAUAUUUUGAUGAGUAGUCCUGAAAAAUAUAUACCAUCACAAAAUAACAUCUCACAGGAAGAAGAAACUAAAACUUGUCAGUCAGUAUUAUGUGAUAAUAAAAGUCUCACUACUGAAUGCCAUCUUCUUGAUUCACCAGGUCUGAACUGCAGUAAUCCAUUCACUCACAUGGAGAGGAGACACGGAGAGCUUGCCAGACACAUUUCCUUUGGUGGUAACCUGAUUGUCUUUUCACCUCUACGGCCCCUCAGUGGAGAACAGCCAAAAGAAGUUUGAAUUUUAAAAUCAUUCCAAACAUUUUUCUUCAUAUUGUCAAUGCUGUGGUAUGUUCUUAGAUUAUCAAAAGGCUCAAGACUACUUUUGUUCGCUUCUAUUCAACCCAUCUAUGUAAUGUCGUACAGUGUUUUAAUAUUCAAUGUUCAUUAAAGUGUGUUUUAGAGACGAUACUGUUUCUCGAGGGAAAUGGGGAUAUUUUGUACAUUGACCAUGCAGAAUAAAAAAUGUACUGCACCUUGCCUCUCUUCUUUAAAAUGUAUAAGCUUAAAGCUAAGAAUACUUCCUCAGAGCUUAUAAACGCUCUUCAUCUUAAUCAAAAUGUAAUACUUAUCUUUGACAGAAAUAUCUGUAUCCUUGUGUACUUUAUUUUUAGUUUGAAUUUUUAAAUUUGUUGAU